Aphanomyces astaci is the source of this 654-nucleotide messenger RNA. RefSeq lists its product as hypothetical. The transcript has 5 exons. Lineage: Eukaryota; Oomycota; Saprolegniomycetes; Saprolegniales; Verrucalvaceae. The coding region runs from base 1 to 654 and encodes 217 amino acids. The record is from RefSeq and is a predicted model, not a curated record.
AUGGAAGUCGUACUUGAAGCCGAUGGGCCGGCGCUGGACCAAGUUGACCUCGACGGCGACUUACCCCAGAGCUUCGUGCCUUACGACAUGUCUGACGUAGGCGAAUUUUUGUGGCAUGCUAUUCUAAAGGCCACCAUGGACGAAGACACCUGUGUUGCAUGGUGCAUGAAGGUCGGUCUCCUACCCAACGCCGCGACAUGCCCCAAGUGUGACCUGGCCAUGUCCUUCGCGUUGAAGUCCAAGCGAUGGCGUUGCAGGCGUGCGGCGUGUGCAGGCGGCGGGAGCGUUGAGCGUGGAAUGCGGUUUGAGUCGUGGUUCAAGGUGAUUGCGGAAGAAGAAGUUGCGCGUGAGUCCGGUGUGGAUUGGUACCAGUACUGCCGCGACCUGUGUUCGGCGGAAAUGUUGCGUGCCCCGAUGCUGGUUGGCGGCGAAGGCGUAACGGUCGAAAUCGAUGAGACCUCAAUGAAGAAAAAGAGCAAAUACAACCGCGGAAGGUACUACCCUGAGCACUGGAAAUGGUUUGGCGUCAUUACAGGGGCGGACCGGACAAAACCAGCGCUGUCGCGGCUCAUCAAGAAGCACAUUGCCCCUGGAACCAACAUCAUAUCGGACAAGUUUUGCUCAUACGUGUCGGCUAUGAACGCCACAACCUGA